Messenger RNA from Thelazia callipaeda (thelaziosis nematode), 374 nucleotides. The record is from the annotation of a GenBank genome assembly. NCBI's taxonomy places the organism in Eukaryota, Metazoa, Nematoda, Chromadorea, Rhabditida, Thelaziidae.
GCAUUUUUAAUCUGUUGGAUUCCAUAUUUUUGCAUAGCAGUUUAUCGUGGUAUUUGCAUUGGUCUCAAUAUCAAAUUCAACAAAGACUUCCACGUGAACUUAUUUAUGGUCACAUCAUGGCUUGGCUACGCGCAUUCUUGUUUCAAUCCUCUCUAUGAUAUUCUCGAGAUUAAAGCAUUAUUACGUGCAAAUAAUUUGAUGGAACUAAACGGUCAGAGGUUAGUUCCCGAAAGUUUUGCAUUGGCCAAUGAAAGCUUUACUGGAUUUCGGUUUAUAAAUGGGCAAGGUCGCUCCACGACAAAUCCGCAUACAAUAUAUCCAUCCUAUAGAAUGAGAAACAUUGACUGCAAGAAGUUCCGUUCUAUUCCUUGACG